AGGAAAAUGCCAAAACUAAAACCCUCAAUCUUAGCGUGCUUCUGUGGAGCAUCCACCACCACAGAAGCCGAGCAAGUAAUACCAGUAUCCGAACCAUGCACAUCGGCUCCUUACCCGACCCCGCCAGAGCCCUCCCCUACUCCGCCGCUUUCAUUUCUGCGUUCAACUUCCGUUCCGGACCCCUCCGUGGGGCAUCAGCAGGCGGAUGUGGAAGCGCUCUCCUUGCUGCAGCUACAAAGCGAGCUCGGUGGGUUGGAAGGAAGCUGGCUUGCACGAACGCGCGCGGCGCUUGCAGCCAUCGCUCUUGCAGUCGGCGCGAGUGAAGUGCGGCUGUACGGCACUUUAGCGCUCCCUGCUGACGUCGCCACCAGCAAGGCACAACAACCCAGCGAGCCGCCCCAACCUCGCUCCUUCAUCCUCAUGGCUGUCCUUAACACAGCCCAUGCAGCAGCCAGCAACACUGCCGCUAACAUCGAGCCGCCCACAGCCACAGCCGUCACCGCUACCACAGGUGUUAGAAGCAUCCUAAGCCGCAGCCAAGCCCAAGAAAGCACCAGCGCAGCUGCCCCCGCAUCGGCUGGAAUCCCGGGCCCUAUCCUCAGCCUUGCGCCCUGGAACGAGGACAACGAAACUGCCUGGGAUGGCGAAGCGGUUGAUGCCGGUGGCAGUCGUGGAGGCGACGGCGCCGCCUGCUCCUGGGGUUCAGGGAUACUGCUUGGGCAGGAGGUGUGGCCUGCGGAGGGCAGCGGCGCAGAAGCGGCUGCGGCGCACGAAGGCGGGCACAAGCAGGGGCAGCAGCAACAGCAGCAGCAGCAGCUGGAGUCAGUUGCGGCGAUGCUCGGGCGCAUGCUACAAACUCGGGCACCCGUGUUCUGUACCGCUCCCGCCCGCGCUGCCAAACAAGCAGCCGCCGCCGCCGCAACAGCCCAUCAAACCCUGCUCGUGACGGAUACAAGCGCCUCCUGCGCUGCAACGCUCAGCAAAACCAGCUCCUACAUUCAAGCCACCACCACGACCGCCGCCGCUGCGUCCUGCUAUUUCACGCAUCAUGCUUCGGGCAGUGCAACUGCUGCCAACCACCACAACCACCACCUCCGGAACCGGUUUGGGCAGGACAACAGCUCCUUGUCUGCCAGCAUGAUGGAAAGUGCUGGCAAGAUCAACGUACGCCAGGGGGGUGCAAAGGGUAUGGAAGGCGAGGAUGUGGUCGCGCUUCUGCCGCUGACGACAGGCAAACGCGUCACUGGAGCUCUUUGGAUUGCACGGUACGGCAACGGGGGUAACUGUGCGACAGAGGGUACUUCGGGAGCCCACGCUAUCAACACCGCCGCCUUUGCAACAACCAACAACAACAACGCUAACAAUAACGACAACGGCAGCAGCACCGGUAAGCACGACAAUGGCCAAAACACCACCAAGGCCGUCAUUUGUACUGCAGCCAAUGGCCCUGUGUCAACCGCAGCCGCCGCAUCAGCAGCAGAAGCUCAGGGCCCGUGUCCCUCUCUGCUCGUGCACCGCUCUGCGUUACAGCAGCUAGGAAUCUCCGUAUCCAUGUGUCUCAUGGGAGCGGCAGAUGCACCGUACGUUGCCACAUUCGCCCAAAGCCUACGACAGCUGGCCUCCGCCAGCUCCAUGCAGCAGUUAGUUGGCGGUUUGUGCGAUGCCGUAACUUCACAUGUACGACAGCGUUUCCUCCUCGACCCACGGGUCAUUGCGGCCUUGGUUCCCGAGCCGACCUCAACCGUUGGCCUUUUGUUCAGCUGGGGCGCCGCCGAUGCUGCGUCGGCGUCCGCCGCUGCAGCCGCAGCCGCCGCGAUUGCAUCCCGUGGCCAACCCAAGCUGCUCACACGCACAAUGACAUCAUCAAUGACGGCGACGACUAUGGCAGCUGCGAUCACAGCGUCGCACUACAGCAGCGAGGGCCGUCGAGAGGUUGGUGCUGACGCUAUUGUUACUGGCGGCGGCGGCGCCGCGGCGGGUGGUCGUUGUACGGCAGCCGGGCCCGUAGCGGCGCUGCUGGGUGAAGAAGUCGUACACAUCUUGGAUCGCGUCAAGUCAGAUACUCUCGCACGAACUGUACGGCAUGCUCCCGCCAUUGCCGGCUGUCGUACAGGGGCCGGUCGCAGCUGGAAUAUGGAGCGUGGAGACGUUCCCAUGGCUAGGCCGGUGGGCAAGUCAGGGAACGUGUCCCGAGUUGUUGCGUUGACUGCGACGAUGACCUCUGACGGCAUGGGGGCUGCGAUGGCUAUGGGGGGGGCCGCGGCUACGGCAACCGGAACCGGCGGCGGCGGCGGUGGCGGCGGCAGCACAGCCGCUACCUCAGGCAGCUGUAUCGCAUUGCGCGUAAAGCCGUUCCCGCUGGCUCAGACGCUCUUACGGCAUGUAAUUAAGAAGAGCGGCGGCUACGCCGCCGGCUGCAUGGAUUCUGGCAGCGUACUCGCGACGGCAACGGCCAUAACGACGGCGACUAUCGCGUCAGUGGCGGCGGCGGCGAUGGAUGCGGCGGCGGGGUCAAGCAUGUUCCGUACAAACGGCAGCAGUACGGCAGCGCCGCACAAGGCCCUGGCGGCGGUUGUAGAGGACGCCGCACUGCAUGUUCAGGACCCCAGGCAGCCCUCCCGGGACAUCCUCAUGCUGCUAUCAAACGCAGUUGCGGCCGGCGGCGGCGGCGGCCGGGGCGGUGGCGGCGGUGGACCGUCCUAUAACGGCCCCUCUUGGGGCGGCGGCGGCGGCGGAGUUGGAGGAGGGGGGUCAUUCGGAAGUGGAAGCCAGGGGAGCUCUUUCACUGUCGGCCGCCGCUGCGGGCUGACGUCCCUGCUGCUCCUGGUGUUACCCAUCGUUGACGGCAGUGGCGGCAGCGGCGGAGCAGGCGCAGGACUAGGAGGAAUGGAGUGCAACGGCAUGCUAGGGUUGUACGUCACGUUUGCGCAACGGCUGCCGCAGCAAUUGCUGCAAGAGGCUCAGAGCCACCUGGGCGAAGUGCUGGAGGCGCUGUCGCCCCUUGUGUCAUGGAAGAUGCUCCAGGAACUUUCUCUGGAGCUAGAGACCCUGACCACAGCGUCGCCUGGGUCCUACGCGGUGGUUGAGACGUCGCCUCCGCCGCCACCACCGCCCCUGCCGACAGCUGAAACCGCCGCGUCGUUCCUGCUUCCGCCGCCGUCGUCAUUCUCAUACUCGCCGAAGAAACCUGGCCGCCCCAGACCGUCUCCAAAACAGCUUUUGACGCAACAACAUCAACAACAACAGGCCCAAACCCGUGAGCUCAGCCUGCCACAGCUGCCCGCCAGCCUUGUCGGCGGCCUCUCCACUCGGCCUUCUGGAGACACCGCUGGCGGCGCCGCCGGCGAUCGAAUCGUCCCGGUUUACAGCACGUUGAUGCAGUCUAUGCUGUUUGAUAGCAACCGGCCUGCGGGAAGCAGUAUCACCACUGACAUUAUGAUAGAUACGAAUGGAGCUGGCGGCGCAGCCGGCGGCGGCACUGGCGGCGGCGGCGGCGACCUUGGCGGCGGCACGCUGACGUCGAUGAUGCUCAUGUCGGUGCGUUACAGCGGCGCUGUGGUGGCGGCGAUGGCAGCAGCGGGGGGCUCGAAUGCAGUCGGCAGUGGCGACGGCGGCGGUGGGCUGUACAACAAGAACACCAAUGUGAUAAUGAUGGAGGAGCUGGAUCCAGUCCACAACACACUAAGGGCGCAGAUGCCUUUAUUGGUGGCUUCGCUGCAAGACAAAAUCAACAGCGCUAAAGCGGAGACAGCAGCCGCUGCCGCCGCGGCAACUGCAGCAGCUACAGCAGCAGCAGCAGCAGCGGCGGCGGCUGUACACCCGACCAACGGCAGGGCCCCCACCGUCGGCAGCAGCUCACUCCUCGCCUCCGCCUCCUCCUACUCCUCUCUUUCCCCACGCCACUCCAACCUCCAUCCCCAAUCACAACACCAACGACAGCAGCAUCAGCAGGUGGAUCCCUUCCUAGGCGACUUAGCGCUGUUGGAGCUCAGAAGCCAGCUGGGCCACGGCGGUUGUGCGGUCGUAUUCAAGGGCACGUUGGGGACCCUGGACUGCGCCAUAAAGCUAAUGGAGAUGCCCGAGAUCAACGACACCCUGGACCUAGACGAGUUGUUACUGGAAGCCACAUCAGCGGCCGUACCAACCACCACCACCAACAACCCCUUCAGCAGCGGCGGCAGCGGCGGAGCACCUCCCACAGGAAGCCCACAUGAUGACGCAACAGGCGGUGGCACAAACACUGCUGCUGCUUCCAAAGCUGUAGCUGCUGCCAAUGGUGGUAGUAAAGACGCUGACGAUGUCGGCGGCAGUGCUAACGGCGGAGGAGCUGCAAGUAGUGUUAGCAGCGCUGCUGCUGCCGAUGGUGGUGGUGACGGUGCCGCUGCUAGCAACGAGGUUCAGAAGCAGCUGGGGGCGCGGCGGGCGCUGCUGCGCAAUGCCAUGGAGCUGGCGAUCAUGAGCUGCAUCAGCCACCCAAACAUUAUGCAGGUGUACAGUACCUUCAGCAACGUCACGCUGCUGAGGAAGGUGAUGCCAGACGGCUCGCAGCGUUUCCAGCUGACCCCCGCGAAGCCGGGAGCAGAUGAGGAUCCAGAAGCGCCGCCAGUUUGUGUGGCGCUUGUGUGCGAGUGGUGCGACCAGGGCUGCCUCGCAUCCGCCUUGCAGCGCCGUACGUUUCCAACAUUGUUACCGGCAGCGCUCAAAGGCAGCAGCGGUAGCAGCAACAUGCAUGGAGGUCUCAUCCUGAGCAACGGCGGCAGCGGCAGCAAGCAACACGUGUUGGAUUACAAGGGCAUCCUGAUGACGCUGCUGGACGUGGCCAUGGCUCUCCGCCACCUGCACUCCCACAACCUGGUGCACAGGGACGUCAAGCCGGCUAACGUGCUCCUCAGGAGCAACGCCACCGACCCACGGGGCUUCACCGCAAAACUCGCAGACUUCGGCUUUGCCACGUUGCUUAAUCAGCCCGGAGACGAAAGGAGCGGUGGACAGCCGUUCGUCUAUGUGGAUGAGAGUUGCGGCACGGUCACUCACAUGGCUCCCGAGUCCUGGUCCAAACCCUGCCGCUUGGAUGCAAGCUGCGAUGUCUACAGCUUUGGCAUCCUCAUGUGGGAGCUCACAGCGGGUGGCCUGCGCCCCUAUCCCGAGCAGACGCAGCCCGGCAACAUUCCGCGCAUUGUGCGGAAAGGUGCUCGACCGACCUUUGACGAGAGCGUGCCCCUGCAGUACAGGCUGCUUGCCCAGCGCUGCUGGUCAGCCGAGCCCGGCCACCGGCCUCGCGCCUACGAGCUCGUAACGACCAUCAGUCAGCUCCUUGCCAAAUGGACUUAAGGUGGACCCGGCAGGUAGGUGUGAGAGUGCACCGUCAUGGCCGAACCGCUCCUUGCUUGCCAAGCAAGAUGGAUGGAGCAGAAAUGGAUCCAGCAGCUUGAGGCGAAGACGUUUGGUUGGGACUGGGUGGGUGCGGGUUUUCUUUCCGAUGUGGACUGUUACAGAGGGUGACGAUGACGACGCAGGAGAACAAACAAGGGAGGGAGAACUGCGAGCCUAGGUUUAUGGUCCGUAGCGGUGAAGUACGGGCUGUUGUGUUAUGAGCUGUAUUAUGGUAUUUGAGCCCAUAGCGGAUCAGGAGCAUCGGACGGGGGCGUGGGAUGGACAAGAAUGGUGGCAUCAAAACGUCGUGAUAAAGGUGUUUUUUAUGCACGGGGUUGCGGCACGCUGACACAUGGGGGAGGGAUGUAGCUGGGAAAAAAGGGUAGCGGGGUUAAUUUUUGAACAGUUAAACCAAUUCCCUGCUAGAUUCUACUUACUUCUGCCUACAAGCGCUAAUAUGUGCCUGCGAAUAUUUAGUAAAUAUGGUUUUGUGUCGGAAAGAGGGAAUGGGCGGAGGUGGCUGGGUGGUGGGAAUCAGUGCUUUAAUCAAUUGCCAAAACAAGAAACUCCACUUUUAUAAACCUUGGGUAGGUAAUGAAUAAUUGCAAAUUCGGUUGGGAACCAAGGUAUUUGCUGCUUUGCCGUUUCUGCCUCUUCUUGGCUUUUUGUGCACACACGGAUGGAUACCGGUACACGCGCACAGUGCGUGCAUGUAUGGUUGCACACACAUCAUAGGUUGUCAAACCUCGCAAGUGUUCGUCUGUCUGUCUGGCUGGUGUUACAGGUCGCCAGUAAUAAUACAACGCACGUAUUUGCUUGCUUAGCUAGCUAGCUCCGCUUGUUUGUGGUGGCGGAUUGCCCGCCUUGCUUGAACGCUGCCUCCGAGACAUGUUUUGUGGUGAUUUCCUUCAAUCGGCAUGCUGUACGACUUUGGCUCGUGUGCAUGUACGGCAUGUGGCACGUCUGCGGCUGGAUUGGUUUCUCAAUCUGAGGCUGGACGUGUUGUCUGCUGCUCUUAUUCCCUACCUCUGGUAAGGGCAUACAGCUGCCUCCCACGGUCACGAGCAUGGUACGUUGUACCGGUUUGGUGCUACGGUAAAAAGGAUUCCUGUGAUGGCUCCGUAUCGCGAAUGCCUUGCUUGCAUUAUUUUGUUUGGGUGUCAUGUGCGUUGGUUGUCUGGAUGGUGGUCGGCGAUUAUUAACUGCUGGAAAUGCUGGUGGUGGUGGAGUGGAAGGUCGAGGUGGCGUCCGCACGAGAACUGUUUUGUUGUGUUGGGGGUUGUAUUGUUUUGUUGUCUCUUUGCGAGUGUGUACUACGUCCAGGGGAGCUACGGAGUUGUAUUAUUAUCAGUAUGGUAUUAUGAGCGGGUGUGUGUGGUUCGUGCGACCCAUGGGUCAUCUAGUACUGUGAAGAACAGGAGGGUUUCCCUGCAAGCAAGGGGCGGUUCUUGUGCUAUAACCGCAGCCCUAGACAGGGCCGAUGCAGCGGCAGCCAAUUUUGCAUGUUCGGACUGGCCGGAGUCGUUUGCUUUGGUGGCAAUGGGUAUGCGCGUGUAUGGGGCAGCAGAAAGACUGUGUAUGGAGUUUUAGCGAUGGUGGCCUAGCCGAUCACUUUUCCUCCAGUGAGGGGCGCAUGUGGGAGUGGAGGGGGCCGAACGGCGGGGCAGAAUGUGCGUUUUCGGGUGUUACAGGAUGUCUUUGUUCCUAUGUAGGCAUCGAAUUGAGGUGUGGGCGUAAACAUGCAUUACCUGUCGUGCUAAGCUACAGGCAGACAUGAAAACCGUCAGUUAUUGAUGGGGGGAGUUAAGACAGAAUACGAGGGAAGCAUUUGUGAACCGAGCACCCUAGCGCUAUACUUGCCUGAAGAGAGGAGUGUACGACAAGAAUGAAGCUGAUUGUACGACAGGACCCCAGAGUUGUACGACGUAAGCGACUGACGAGCACGCCAUUGCGGGUGCAAAUGUCCCUUGCGACCCCAGCUAAAUUGGCGCGGUUUGGUGAGUCGAGGAGUGUGACCGGAUUGCGCGAGCAUCCUACACGAGUAUGACGUCUAUCUGGGAGUGAUGGUAGGCAUCCUAUCUCUGGGCUGUAGAAGGCUUGUGUACGGCACGUUCAUAUUCGUAGUAUUCGUGUUUUGGUUGUGCUGCCAAACAUGUGUCCUGAUUCAUGCAGCGUUCCAUGGGCAUACAACGUCCUAGGGAACCUGGAGCACCUGUCGUUGUGCAUAUUUGACCGGGAUCGAUGAUAAACAUUCGUACCGCAUUGCUUUGUACGGUAUCUGAUUUCCCCGGGGAGAGAUGCUACGAUCGCUAGAGCAUAGUAAGGAACAACCGACAUGGCGGGGGGGAGACGGCAGCUUGGUUCAACCUAGGCGGCGGGGUCUAUCUGCAGCUAUCUGUUUGGUUGCUGUGUACUAGGUGUGAGUGCGCCUUCCUUUGGUUUUAAAGAGGCCCUUGAC
This is a messenger RNA of Astrephomene gubernaculifera, 7831 nucleotides long. The record is from the annotation of a GenBank genome assembly. NCBI's taxonomy places the organism in Eukaryota, Viridiplantae, Chlorophyta, Chlorophyceae, Chlamydomonadales, Astrephomenaceae.